Electrophorus electricus (electric eel) is the source of this 888-nucleotide messenger RNA. It is a transcript of the gene pbdc1, whose product is annotated as polysaccharide biosynthesis domain containing 1. Lineage: Eukaryota; Metazoa; Chordata; Actinopteri; Gymnotiformes; Gymnotidae. The record is from RefSeq and is a predicted model, not a curated record. Gene Ontology annotation, cellular component: cytoplasm.
GCGGGCCGGUGGCUUUUGACGGAAGUUUAAUGACAUGUUUACUCCUGAAUCUUGCGUUUGAACGCGUCACGCGGACAUCUGGCCCUUUAAGAAGAACCGGAGACGAUGACGAAGCAGCUCCGGUCACGUGGCGGCAACAUGGAUCCAGGACACGCGCUUGCUUCUCUGGGUGUGGAAGGAGCUGCUGCGGCGGCCCACGCGCUCUCAUUACCGGCGGAGGCGUACGGAAAUGACGCCCAGUUAGAAGUGUUGUGGGCCAUGAAGGCCUUUAGUCACGCGGAGGUUUACUUCAACCUGAUUUCCUCCGUGGACCCGAAAUUUCUGAAAUUAACGAAAGCGGACGACCUGAUUUACACCAAAUUCAGGGAGGAGUUUCCCGACUUGAACAUCCAGAUUCUGGAUCCAGAACUGUUAAAGUCAACAGAGGCCAAAGAGAAAUGGAGACCCUUUUGCAACCACUUUGAAGGAAUAGUUGAAGACUUUAAUUAUGGCACGUUGUUGCGUUUAGACUGCCAAAAGGACUACACAGAGGAGAACACUAUAUUUGCCACCCGAAUCCAGUUUUUCGCCAUAGAGAUCGCACGGAACAGAGAAGGUUACAACGAUGUCGUCCACGGAGCUGGAGCAGAGACCAAACAGAGGCAGAACCAGAGUUAGCCGCCAUGGGCCUCGCUUGGGUUGCUAGUGUUGGACACAUUCUUACCGGCCCCGUUUAAUUCACACUGAAGGCACGUUCUUUUUGAGAGCAGAGGAGAGAGAACCUGAGACUCGGACGGUGUAAUCAAACAGCAAAUGUAUUUCACUUGGACACUUCUCCCCUCUGUGUUGGUGAAUGAUAACUUGUGUUUUUGUAACAAAUAAUCAAAGUUAAAGCUCCAAGAACUGUCA